AUCAAAAAAUUAAAGGCCCAUUAUGAAGUUAUCCAUACUCGCAACCCUCGCUCUUGCCUUGUCCGCAUCAGCUCAAGUAUCGACAAUCGUGAGCGUCAGCCAAUCCGCUACCACCACUACCUCAACGGACAGCGCAGCUCUAUCAUCACUAAAAUCGUCAGCAUCCGCCUCCGUAUCUUCCCUCAGCGCAUCGCUGUCCUCGAAAGUUAGCGCUGCAAGCUCGAAAGCUUCGGCAGUCGCUUCGUCCGCUGCUUCUGCUGUUUCGAGCGCGAAAUCUGCAGCUAGUACGGCUGUCAAUCCAUCGCCUACCAAGUCUAGUGGAGCGAUUGCAAACGGUGGUGUUAAUGAAGUUGCGCUUGGAAUGGUUGUAGGGAUGGUUGCCGCACUUGUUUAAACGGUCCCCGCACGCGGCACGACUCGUGUUGACUUGCUCGUGGAUACCCGCAUGACGGAGAUAGUAAAUUGGGGUGGAGCGGAGUGUUCACUAUGUUUUAGGGCAAGGGAUUUUAUGAUUAUCGGGCAAGUGAUAGGAUUUUGCUUUCGUCUACAAUGAUACCUGCUUCGUAUACUUCUUUAACGUAUAUGCAUGAAUAUUUCCUUUUUAUAAUACUUACAUAUCAACUGCUCAACUUUGACUUCUGUUGCACAUUCCAAUUUGAAGAAAUUCGGCGU
Laccaria bicolor S238N-H82 is the source of this 672-nucleotide messenger RNA. Its product is annotated as GPI-anchored small secreted protein. The coding region runs from base 23 to 394 and encodes 123 amino acids. The record is from RefSeq and is a predicted model, not a curated record. The transcript has 2 exons. NCBI's taxonomy places the organism in Eukaryota, Fungi, Basidiomycota, Agaricomycetes, Agaricales, Hydnangiaceae.